Messenger RNA from Penicillium olsonii, 2982 nucleotides. NCBI's taxonomy places the organism in Eukaryota, Fungi, Ascomycota, Eurotiomycetes, Eurotiales, Aspergillaceae. The record is from the annotation of a GenBank genome assembly.
AUGCCGAGGUACCCAGGUACCUCCGUCAUUCCACCGUGCUUGUGGCAGCUGCAACAUCUUUGCAACAUCUUCUUUGUGCGCUCUAAUACAUUAUCUAUACCACUCGCUAUUGCUCCAGAGCAGGUCUCUUGCUGGGCAUACCUUUUGGAGAUCACUCUCCCGAACUAUGGAGCUUUCGACCCUCCCGCAUUGAUCUACUGGCUCCCGAUGGGUUCGCUCAGUAGCUUCCUCUUCGUCUACGCGCUUGGUGGAAUCACCUUCAUCCCACUCAUUCUGUCCCUGACCCUACUCUACGCCUACCUCACACUUCCUACUGCGCGUCGCACGCAGAAAUCAUACCAGGAAGCAUCCGAUCCCCUCCGCCUGCCGACCGAUGACGACUUGAGUCCCAAAUCCGGCACCGACCAGCUUGCCGAGCAAUUCCACCGCACACAUGAGUCCGAUGUGGCAGCAGGAUACUUUGCUGUAUGCCGAGAAUAUGUUCCCGGGGGCGUGAAUGGGAAGCCUCCCGAGAGGACUACCCCCGCCGGGGAGGUGGUCGCGGCCGAGAGCCCCAGCGUUUACCAGGCCAUGUACCGGAGUCUGUUCGAUCGAAAGCAAGCACCGAGUAUUGAACCAAAUAAAGCGAAUGGGAAAACGACCAAGCGGGCCCGAAAUGUGUUUUUCAUUGUUCUUCGACACGGUCAUUUGAUGCUCUAUGACGAUGUAAACCAGGUAGAGGUGCGAUAUGUCAUCUCCCUCGCUCACCAUGAUGUGACCAUAUAUGGCGGAGAGGGUGAAAUUCCCGAAGGGGAGCUGUGGCUUAAAAGGAAUGCCAUAUGUCUCUCCCGGCGACUUGAAUCACUGGGAGACCUGGGAGGGCCAACUCCGCCCUUCUACCUCUUCUCAGAGAACCUGUCAGAGAAGGAAGACUUCUAUAUUGCCAUGCUGCAGAAUCAAAAUCGGCUAUGGGACUCGGCCGAUCGCCCGCCUAAGCCCCAAGAAUUUGAAACCAAACAUAUCGUCACUUUAGUCCAGCGUCUGCAUUCGUCCGAGGAGCAGCUGCAAACACGCUGGAUUAAUGCCUUGCUUGGAAGAUACUUUCUGGCAUUGUACCGGUCUCCGGAGCUGGAGGCAUUCGUGCGGAGCAAAAUCGUCAAGAAAAUAUCCCGGGUGAACAAACCAAACUUCAUCAGCAAAAUCGGGCUACAACGAAUCGACAUGGGCGAAGGAGCCCCGUUCAUAACCAACCCAAGGCUGAAAGACCUGACGGUGGAUGGGAACUGCUGCAUCGAAGCCGACCUUCAAUACACCGGUAAUUUCCGCGUCGAGGUCUCGGCGACCGUCCGUAUUGAUCUCGGUCCUCGUUUCAAAGCGAGAGAGGUUGAUAUUGUCCUUGCGGUUGUUUUGAAGAAACUUGAAGGCCAUAUGUUGGUUCGGUUCAAACCCCCACCCAGCAAUCGCAUGUGGAUGUCUUUCGAAACAACGCCUAAGAUGGAAAUGGAUAUCCAACCCAUCGUAAGUUCAAAGCAAAUCACAUACAGCCUUAUCCUUCGAACAAUCGAGAGCAAAAUUCGGGAAAUGGUGGCAGAAAGCAUCGUUUUGCCUUUUUGGGAUGAUAUUCCGUUCCACGAUACCUUGGGCCAAGCCUUCCGCGGUGGAAUUUGGCAGCAAGGCUCCCAAGAGCCAAGCGGCGAGGUAGAGAUACCUGAUGAAUCUGGUGAAGCUCCUCAGCCCCCGAAGAGUACUGGCGGGGAUCCAGUCGAGGUACUCAAAUCCAAGGAUGAUCGCACAAUGAGCAUGCCCACACUUUCGGAGCCUGCAGCAGCAAAGCAAAGACCGCGUAAAGGCCUGAAGUCAAGCCAUUCCGAUUUACAAACGGCACAAACCUCCACUGCAACUUCUACAGGAAUAGAAAGGCCAGAAAGUAUACCGCUCCCGCGAGCCAUUCGAUCACAGACUAUGUCCUAUGUUGCGGACCCGGUUGUUACUCCUGACAAUGCAAAAGUUGACAAACAUGUGUCGGACAACAAAGGCGAGGAGAAGAGCCAUGCCGCUAGCGCUAUGUUCGAGAUAUCGAGCAGGUCUCCGCCCGCAUCCCCGAAUCGCACCCCUGGCAGCUCGCCACCAUCGGCUAGCAUCACGAUGCCGGAAAUCGCGGUUCACAGUCGUGAAUCUUCAAUUGUAGACCCAAUUGAAGGCUCGAGCUUUGGCAAAGAUAAUGUAAUACAGAGACCCUCAUCCACUCGCAUGGAGAGUGGAUCCUUCUCCAGCUUGAGAAGCUCUCGGGGCAGCUCUACCACUUCGGUUGUCAGCGACUCUAGCCGGCGUCGCAGCACCAUUGAAACUAUUACCAAAUCCUUCACAACCAACGUUGCGUCUGAUGAUAAGCCUUCUGGUUCCAUGACCAUUGGAUCAGCUACGGCUGCCGCUAAAAAGUGGAGUCUGAGCGUGUUUGGGAAAGGCGACCAUACUCCUCACCAGGAGCCACCGCGAGAGGCCCCCGGUGUCACCGAUCAGCCGAUUGGACGUGGGCAUCCCCAUCCACCACCUGGAACCCCAUUGCCUCGUCCCGACAAGUAUGCCUUGAAGAGGAAUGCAGGAACGACUCCCAAGCGAAAGCCCGUGGCGCCACACGCAGGUGAACGCCCUAAAACCGCAGACAAACAACAUCCACCAUCACCUUUGCCUCGCAGGAAACCAAUGGCACCUGGAGUGCAUGCUGACGAAGGCAUUGAUGAAUUGCUUGUGGUAGAGGCACUCCACGACUCUGAACCUAAUAGCCCCGCUCCCGGUGAUUUCGAAUCAGAUCAAUCCCUGAGGAACCCGCCUAUAGGCACCGACAAAGUCGACUUGCUGAAAGAGAAGCAGCCCGUGGCCGAUAGUGAAACACAAGACGCUCUUGGUGCUGAAUCACUGCGCUCUGUUGACCAGAUGCCAGAUUCAACCCUCAGCAGCCCGGGUGUGCCCUCUACUGGAAGAGCUGAAGUGCCCUCAUCCUGA